AGACACUGCACCAGAAAGAGCUCUGCAAUACAAAAGAGAAAAUACUUCUUAAGAGAGCUGAAAUCAAGUGAAUCCCAGAUUCCAGAGCUAGAAGUUGAAAUAAUUCACUAAUUAGCUGGAACUGACCAGCUAAGUCCAAAAUUACAGGAAAAGAAGUCAUAAAAAGGACUGAGAGUAUGUCAAUUAAUGUGGGGGGAGCCGAUCUCUGGGACCUGUUUCCUAACUCUACUGAUUAUAAUGAAAUUGCGCCCAUUGACCUUGGAAACUCUGCUCCAUGUGAAAAGGUUUGGAGUUUGAAUAAGUACUUUGUAGCUGUGGUCUACUCCAUUGUUGUCAUCCUCAGUCUAGUUGGAAACCUCAUUGUAGUGCUGGUUAUCUGCUAUGACAAAGUUCAAAGGUCUUCUACUGAUAUCUACCUCCUCAACCUUGCAAUUGCUGACCUUCUCCUUGCUCUCAGCAUUCCAUUCUGGGCUGUUUACAGCAUCAGUGAAUGGAUCUUUGGUGGCUUCAUGUGCAAGGCAAUUUCAGUCUUGCAAGAAGUAAAUUUCUACAGUGGGAUCCUCCUUCUAGCUUGCAUCAGUGUUGAUCGUUAUCUGGCAAUUGUGCAUGCAACAGAAGCUAUCUCCCAGAAAGGAUACUUGGUGAAGUUUGUCUGUUUGGGUGUUUGGGUCUUGGCAGCAUUCUUUUCAUUGCCUAUACUGCUUUACCGGUCUGUUUUCAAAAAUGCUCAAGAUGGUCACCUUAUGUGUUAUGAGCACCUGGAUGCAUCAGUAACAGACAAAUGGAGGAUAACAAUACGAUUUUUGCGGCACAUUCUUGGAUUUUUCAUACCUUUAAUUAUUAUGCUAUUCUGCUAUGGCUGUACUUUAAAGACUAUUCUUCAGAUCAAAAGCAAACAAAGGCAAAGAGCUAUGAAGGUUAUUUUUGCAGUUGUCCUUGCCUUUCUUAUCUGCUGGCUACCAAACAAUAUUACUGUCUUUGCUGACACAUUGAUGAGAUCCAGCAUUAUUAAUGAAACAUGUAAUCUGAGGACAGAGAUUGACACUGCAAUGUCUGUGACUCAGAUGCUUGGCUUCUCUCACAGCUGUAUUAACCCCAUCUUGUAUGCAUUUAUAGGACAGAAGUUCAGACACAGCUUUCUGAAGAUUCUGCAGAGCUGGGGUAUCAUUAAUAAGGACAUUCUCAUCAAGUAUGGGAGGAGUGAUUCUUAUACUUCAUCAUCAAGACUCACUUCCGCAACCUUGUAAUUUUCAGUUAGAUCUGCAUUUCCUUGUAUACCGUAUAAUCACAUGGCUGCAUUAAUAAAGCAAAUAGUUCUACACCUCUGUGA
This is a messenger RNA of Protopterus annectens (West African lungfish), 1330 nucleotides long. RefSeq names its product C-X-C chemokine receptor type 1-like. The transcript is spliced from 3 exons. Gene Ontology annotation, cellular component: membrane. Gene Ontology annotation, biological process: neutrophil chemotaxis; G protein-coupled receptor signaling pathway; immune response. The coding region runs from base 177 to 1247 and encodes 356 amino acids. The record is from RefSeq and is a predicted model, not a curated record. Gene Ontology annotation, molecular function: C-X-C chemokine receptor activity. NCBI's taxonomy places the organism in Eukaryota, Metazoa, Chordata, Ceratodontiformes, Protopteridae.